CGCGUCUGACAACAGUUUCACCGCACCAGCCGCGCGCGGCGACCGUAUCGACGUUCCAAUUUCAAACCGUUUUUAUUUUUAUUUUCAGCGAGUGUUCGAUGUGUUUUGUUUGAUAAUUGCGUGAAAAAACGUUGUGAAAAAAUUGUUUUUGUGUAGUGCUGUGUUUUUGCGUGAUUUCAGGAUAAGCGCCAUCUGUCGGGAAGGAGUUGGCCGCCGAGAUGUGAAGAUGAAAAUGUUGCUGAACGUGUGUAAAUCAUGCCAAUACUGCCUGGAGUCGCUGUACUGGAACUGCUGCGAAGAGAGGUUCUGCUUCGACAAGAAGAUCGCCCUCUAUAAGAUAGAAGAGAAUGGCACACACAACGGGUACACGAACAUGGGCGCGAGCGUGGACAGCGUGGUCACGUCGCAGCCCGUCAACAACAACACGCUGCCGCCCACCGCUGUCGUGGGCAGGCAGAUCAACGAGCUGCCGCUACACGCCGACAAGCUGUACGAGGUGUUCUCAAAAUCGUUGAUAUUCAGAGACGAGCACGAGCUGAAGAAGAGCAGCGUCGACACCCUGGACGACCUGGAGACGAAGUCCCUCCCCGAUAUAUUAGACGAGAAGCCCAACCGGUCCAAGGUGUACUUCGAGGACGAGGUGGACUCGCCCGUCACCGACUUCGAGAUCAUGUUCAAGGACGAGCUGCUGGCCAACCAUGACAUGUUUAAGAUAGACGAGGAGGAGGAGGACGGCCGCAGCCAGGACACGGAGGAGGAGGGCCUCACCAUGAGCGUGGCUGUCAAGAAGCAGGACGUCGUCAAACCCAGCACCGUCACGCUCAAGGGCGAGACCAAGAUACAGAAGCAGCACCCGGUGUACGAGUACGACCCAGUGUCCGCUAUGGCUUUACCCUCAUCCCUCACGCUGCCCAGGGUUGAAAGCGUCAAGGGCAUCCUCCGGACGAACAGCGCCAAGAACUUGGAGAGGGUGGACAGCAGCAGCAAGCUGUCGCGACCCAUGCUCAACAGAGUGGAGAGCUUAAAGAAUAUUGAUCCUACUAAGAUAAACAAGGUGCUAGCGAGAGUGCCGCACAGAAGCGCGUCGUUCCUCAACAUACCAGCGCAUUUAGUGCCCGAGAAGCCGCCGCUGACGAAGAGCAAAUCCACAGUAGGCGUUCCAUCGCUGGCCGACAGCGAACUCCGACUGAGCUCGCUUCCGGACACGCCGAUCAUAAAGAGCAACAACCUGCCCCGAUUCUUCGCGGAUGGACCGUCAAUAUCGGAGUACCGGGGGGAGACCACGCUGCAGAGCAUCAAGCAGCAGUCGGCGAUGAUGAUGCAGAACGACUUCCGAAUGCCGCGGUACUACGGCAUCACCGCCAAGAGCAUCAUGGAGACGCCGGUCCACGAGAGCAAGUCCAUGCCCGACCUGCGGAACCCUGCCACGACAGGUCGCGUCAGCAAGCGCCUGGUCAAGAUACGCGGGAGGUUGAAGCCGCUCGUCAUCCGGAAGAGCUCGGAGGAGAGACUUUAGAUAUACGUCUCCUUGUUCAUAUUUCCAUAGCGAAUAACGAACCAAUAACGACUUUUGUGGCUGCUCAGGCCUACUAUAGACAAGUGGCAAGCGAUUAUCGUAAACGCCAACAAAAUGUA
Messenger RNA from Aricia agestis (brown argus), 1635 nucleotides. RefSeq lists its product as uncharacterized. The record is from RefSeq and is a predicted model, not a curated record. Lineage: Eukaryota; Metazoa; Arthropoda; Insecta; Lepidoptera; Lycaenidae. The transcript has 5 exons. Bases 227 to 1516 code for a protein of 429 amino acids.